Molecule: messenger RNA, 578 nt
Organism: Gryllus bimaculatus (two-spotted cricket)
Lineage: Eukaryota; Metazoa; Arthropoda; Insecta; Orthoptera; Gryllidae
Source: the annotation of a GenBank genome assembly
UAAUACUCUUUGCUUGCUCCCAAAAGGCGAUGGUGCUGCCCCCAUUAACCCUUGACGUCACAUGUUCUAUACCUAAGAGUAUUCUUUGGGACAUGCUUUAAAUGUAUAAUCUCAUUGCUGGACGGUAUUUUCUCCUUGACUUCCUGUGCGUGUAGCUCCUUUUCCGCUUAGAGAGUGAACUGGUGAACAUACUUAUUGUCACGUGUGUUCGUGAACUCAAAUUUAUUUUCAAAAUGGAUAAACCUGUGGUUUUAGCGAGAGUUAUUAAGGUAUUAGGCCGUACUGGCUCUCAAGGACAGUGUACACAAGUGAAGGUGGAAUUUAUUGGAGAGCAGAACCGACAGAUCAUUCGUAACGUGAAAGGACCCGUGCGAGAAGGAGACAUCCUAACCUUGUUGGAGUCUGAACGUGAGGCCAGGAGGUUAAGCUCAUUACUUCACUCUUGUUUGUAUCUUUUAGCUCAUUACUUCACUUUCUUUUUGUUUUCAGAUGAAAGUGGCAAGCAGUUUGUGAUUCUGGUGUUUCGCUUACAUCCGGCAAGCCUGAAAUCGAAAUUCUGUAAUCUGAAAACUCUUUAA